GUUAAAUAUUUACUUAUCAUAGACGUCAAUGAAAUCUACGUAAGUAGGUAGUUAAGACAUAUUUGUAUAACUUGUUUUCGCUAAACCAUUUGUUGUUACAUCCUCAGGAUCCUAAACCAUCACGGACAGCAUCAGAAAUGCGGACUUUUAAUAUACUGCAAGGUCUGGCACCUCUUUUACUUACCAUAUCUUGUUGUGCUGGUCGAACCAGUCCAAAUGAUAUCGACAAAUUAUGUAAUCAGAAAAGACUCUUUCCUAAUAACUUUCGGUUCGGAGCCGCCACGGCCGCGUACCAAGUGGAAGGGGGGUGGGAAUCCGGUGGCAAAUCAAAAAGCAUAUGGGACGUAUACGCUCACAAACCUGGCAAAAUAAAGGACAACUCCAGUGGAAACGUCGCUUGUAAUUCCUACGAACUGUACGAAUGCGAUUCAGCAAUGCUUCGAUACUUAGGAGUCAACUUCUACAGAUUUUCCAUUUCUUGGCCAAGAAUUCUUCCAAAUGGUUUCGCAAACAAUAUCAGCCAGGAGGGCAUUGACCAUUACAACAAAGUAAUUGAUGAUCUCCUGAAGAGUGAAAUAGAUCCUGUAGUAACUAUUUACCAUUGGGACUUACCGCAAUUUCUCCAAGAUAUUGGAGGUUGGGCGAACCCGCUUAUAGCCCAAUGGAUAGAAGACUAUGCUCGAGUUUUAUUUGAGAACUUCGGAGAUCGUGUGAAAACUUGGAUAACUAUUAAUGAGCCGUUGGUUAUGAUAUCCGGUUACGGUUCUGAUGAAUACGCGCCAGGUUUAAAAGAUGGACAUGGCACAGUGGAUUAUAUUGUGGCCAAGAAUAUAUUGAUAGCACAUGCAAGAGUUUGGCAUUUGUAUGAUAAGGAAUUUAGACGAACGCAACAAGGUAGCAUUGGGAUAUCACUAGUAACAGAUUACAACCAAGGCUUGACAGAUUCUCCAGAAGACAUUCAAGCGGGGGAAGAUGUGAUGCAAUUCAAUACAGGGAUGUACUCACAUCCAAUAUUCUCGUCUUCUGGCGGGUUUCCACCGCGGGUGGAGCAAAUAGUGGCUGAGAAGAGUAAGGAACAGGGAUACCCAAGGAGCAGACUUCCAGAAUUUACGGACGAGGAAAGGGAAUACUGUAAAGGUACAAGUGAUUUCUACGGCAUGAAUCACUAUUCCACUCAGUUCUGGACUAGGAGUACUUACAAGCCGAAAAUAGUACCCUCUAAAGAAGAUGACAUCGGAGCAACGGGUUCUUAUUUAAAUUACCCGAAGACUGCAAGUGCUCAUAUCUCGGUUAUCCCUCACGGUAUGAGACGUGCUUUGAACUGGGUGAAAGACAAUUGUAAUAAUCCCCGCAUAAUAAUAACGGAGAACGGUGUUGCUACAAACGAAGAUCUUCAAGACUUUAGAAGAAUUGAUUAUUUCAAGAAAUACCUCAGUAACGUGUUAGACGCUAUGUAUGAAGAUAAAGUCGACGUUGUGGGUUAUAUGGCUUGGAGUUUGAUGGACAAUUUCGAAUGGAAUGAUGGAUUUGAGCCAAAAUUUGGCAUCUUCAAAGUGGACCACAAAGCUGGUAACAAGACAAGACAGGCAAGACUCUCCGCGAUAUGGUACAGAGACCUCAUCUCUUCGAAAACUUUAGACCCCGAUUAUAUUCCCACGACUGAAAAGGCUGAAUUUUGUACUAGCUGAUUAUUGUAUUUUGUGAUAAAAAAUAAUUUAUUUAUUUAAUAAAAUUUUAAUUUAAUAAA
Molecule: messenger RNA, 1747 nt
Organism: Leguminivora glycinivorella
Lineage: Eukaryota; Metazoa; Arthropoda; Insecta; Lepidoptera; Tortricidae
Product: myrosinase 1-like
Exons: 8
Coding region: 138-1688 (516 amino acids)
Biological process (GO): carbohydrate metabolic process
Molecular function (GO): beta-glucosidase activity
Source: RefSeq, a predicted model, not a curated record